Messenger RNA from Jatropha curcas, 2243 nucleotides. Lineage: Eukaryota; Viridiplantae; Streptophyta; Magnoliopsida; Malpighiales; Euphorbiaceae. The record is from RefSeq and is a predicted model, not a curated record.
AGUCUCAUUGAUAAAUCUCUCAUCGCCAUUCGAAAAUAUGAUCGUAAAGUAGAAAUGCAUAACUUACUACAACAAAUGGGAAAGGAGAUUGUCAAUGAGGAAUGCAAACAGCCUGGAGGACGUAGUAGGUUGUGGAAUCCUGAGGACAUUUCUCAUGUAUUCAAAACAAAUACAGGAACUGAUAAGAUUGAGUGCAUUUCGCCUUCUUCGUCGAAUGCUGAAGCUAUUGAGAUACGUUCCAAAAGUUUCAUGAAGAUGCCUAAUCUUAGAUUCCUCAGAAUCACCGAUUCCAAUUGGAUUUUGCCUGAUGGCCUUGAUUUUCUUCCGGAACAGCUAAGAUAUUUAUCUUGGCUUUUUUACCCUUUGAAAUCUUUGCCGUCGAAGUUUUGCCCAAAUAAUCUUGUAGAACUUCGCUUGCCUUGCAGCCAGCUCAAACAACUGUGGAAAGGAGAUAGUAAGCCUUUUAAAAGUUUGAAAGUUAUGGACCUCCGCAGCUCUCCGUCUUUAUUGAGAAUUUCGGACUCAUUUCAAGCCCCAAAGCUUGCUCAGCUACAGUUAGAUAACUGUAAAAGUAUUCGCAAUUUGCCAAGCUUCCUUCAGUUAGAAAAUCUUGAGAUUCUUAAUGUUCAAGGCUGCAGUAAACUUGAAGAAUGUCCAGAAAUUCCUUGCAAUUUAAGGGAUUUAAAUUUAAGUAGAACUGCAAUAAAACAAUUGCCUUCAUCAAUUGGACAUUGCUCUCAACGUGUUGCAUUAUCGUUAAGUGGGUGUACAGAGCUUGAAAAUCUUCCAAACUCCAUUGGCCAGUUACAAUCUCUUGAAUGCAUUGAUCUUAGAUAUUUGAAAUUCAGCACAUUGCCAAAUAACUUCAGAUAUUUAAAAUCUCUGAAGGCACUUAAAGCAACAGGAAGUGAAAGAACAUUACCAUCCUCUUUCAAUCAAUUGAGCCAAUUGGAACGUUUGAAUUUUAUGGGCUGUAAAGGUUUGACGGUAUGGCCUUCGUUGUCCGGUUUGAAUAGCCUACAGAUGCUUCAUCUGCGUGACUCUGGUAUAUCAGAAAUUCCAGAGAGUAUUGGAUCAAUUCCAGAGAGUAUUGGAUCAUUAGUUUCAUUGAAAAAGUUAUAUUUAUAUGGAAACGAUUUCAAAAGCAUUCCUGCAAGCAUCAAACAACUUUCUAACUUGGAGACUCUUGUGUUGGAUGAUUGUAAGAGGCUUAGAUAUUUGCCAGCGCUUCCAGGCACAAGGUUAUUUUCUGCAUCAAAUUGCUCCUCUUUAGAAUUUGUAUCAUUUUCGUCCUCUUCCAGGUACACUGAUCUUAAUUUUGGUAACUGCAUCAAAUUGGGUGAUAAAUUACGUCUUCAGAUUUUGGAAGCCCCGUUCUCAGCACACCCAGACCAGCACUGUCAAUUAUGUAUCCCUGGGGGGAAAGUGCCGCAAAUUAUGAAAUAUCGAACAAGUGGGUCUCAUCUUUCAGUUCAGUUGGAAAGACCUGAUCGUGUGUUGGGUUUUUAUUUUUCCGUUGUUAUUGAUUUCCAAGAUUUUGAUUUGGAUGAAUAUGGCAUUACGGGUUAUGUGAACUUCCAAGAUAAAUCUGGAAAGAUGUAUAAAUAUAGCUGUAACUUUUAUCUUCGAUAUUUUUGGCUUCCUAAGUUAGAUUCAAAACAUGUGUUCCUUAGGUAUACAUCUUUUGAUCAUGAACGGAAUUUCACUCGAGUCUCAUUCCAUGUUGAUCACUUCUCUCUAAAUUUUUCCGGAAAAGGUGAAGACAGUGCGAAGGUGAUCAAUUGUGGCAUUCAUCCUAUAUAUCGGGAAGAAAAUAGGAAAGCCGAAUAAGGAAUGAUUAAAACCAAGAAGGAUGGCAUCAGGGAGAACCAAAUAAGGAUACAUACCGGCGGCGAACUCUGAAUUAUGGGAUUUUGGUUGACUUCAGUUUUCAAUUCACAGCAUCACAGUAGUGGAGAGAAUCAGCUUAUUAUUGGCUGUUACUUGGCUAUUAGCACUCAUAAUAGCUAAUCUAUUUCUAAGUUUCUGCAGUUGUACAUUGGCAUUGUAUCUCAAGGGCUUGUUGCAGUUGGUGGAAGACCUUUAAUCAUGUUUGCAGUUAUCCUAAAUGCUUGUAAUUAUUUGCUAGUUUGGAGUUUUGGUGGGAAGUAUAGAUUGAUCUUUAAAAGAUGUUUGCUUCAUUUCAAUUGAUCUUUAAAACAAAUUUUGUAAAUUGGUUCAAUUAUAUCAGCAACACACACAAA